UUACCCUCAAGAUGGUGGACGUUAGGAAUAACAAGCGCUUCCGAAGCGAACCUGGUAGCACGCUAUCCUGUUAUGCACUGCGACUAAAACCAGGCCAGGAAAUAAGGGAAUGUCUGCUGAACUACGUCAAGACUAAGAAACUUGGGGCACCGUUCGUUCUUUCUUGCGUAGGAAGUGUGACUCAAGCUACACUACGGUUGGCUAAUGCGUCAAUAGACACACCGAAUGAGAUCAUUGAGGUUAAAGGAAGGCAUGAGAUUGUUUCACUCGUUGGAACACUGGCUAAUGAAGGACACCUCCAUGCUUCCCUUUCAGACAAAGAUGGUAAUGUCAUAGGUGGUCAUGUUAUGGGAAACAUGAAAGUUUUUACUACUGCUGAGGUUGUCAUUGGAAACUGCGACACAUUGUCAUUUACUAGAGAGAUUGAUGAUGAAACUGGCUUUGAGGAACUUGUUGUGAGAGAAAAAUAGAAAUUCACUUUUUCAACUGUUAUGACCUACUCUAGAUAAUUUGUCUCAGAAAGAAAUUGAUUUUCAUAUUAUGAUUGCUGUUUUAAUUAUUUUAGUCUUAUAUGGUUGCUUUAGGAUAAAACAUCCAGUUUUCUACAAAGUUAAUAUAUGAUUGAUUGGCUACUGCAAUUGUUUAACCCUUUAACUCCCAGAUCAAAUUUGUCAUUCUCCUCAUUGUCAAACACAUAAUUCUUAUUAUGUUAGUUCAGAGAAUUUAGUAUUGGAUCAACUAAUUAUCCCCAAAUUGAUAUUUUUCUUUAUUCUCAUCACUUAUCUGGUUGAUAUUGUAUUGAUAUUGUAAGGAGAAAUUCUGUCUUGGUUACUCAUGGAGUGAAAGGGUUACAGCAUACACCCAAACAUUUGCAAGUAAUACAAUUACUGUAUAUUUUGACCUUGAUAUUUAUUGGAAGGAGAUUACAAUGUGAGAAACAGCCUGUGAUCUUUUGUUGAAAUUUUUAAUUGUUAGAAAUUGGAUUAUUUAUCAUAACCAUUGCUCAAGGUUGGUGAACCUUUCAAUCAGCCCCAGCCACUAGAAUCACCUCAUGUAAUAAAGACCCAUUAACCAUACAAUUUUACAAUUUGUUUGUUUCCUACACAAAUAACUUGUGCUCCAAGAUAAAACCAUCAUGUUGAAAAUAAAAUUGAAUAAAACUGGGGUAUACCUGAUGUAAGGAAACUUUCAGAUGGAAAAAUAUUAGGCAAAGAGAAGUUUUUUUAUGAAAAAAAACAUAUAAUUAGCUCCUUUUCUCAUUUUAUGACAAGAUAAUUUAGGUAAACCAUGUUAUUUUAACAUCACAAAUGCAAUAAACUUGUGAUUUUGAUAUAUUUUAAGUAUAAGUAAGGCAUUUUUAGCUGACAGAGUGUUUCACAAACAAAAUUCAUCUUAAUGAUGCCUUUUCCAGGCAAGUGCAGAUAUAAAAAGGUGACAGUAGUGUUUAUCUAGGGAGCCCCACUUUGUUUCCUAAGCUGAUAGGCAAGUUUUUAAAUAAAGAGAAUUGUGAAAGAAAAA
Pocillopora verrucosa is the source of this 1518-nucleotide messenger RNA. RefSeq names its product bifunctional protein GlmU. NCBI's taxonomy places the organism in Eukaryota, Metazoa, Cnidaria, Anthozoa, Scleractinia, Pocilloporidae. The record is from RefSeq and is a predicted model, not a curated record.